This is a messenger RNA of Pieris brassicae (large cabbage white), 1629 nucleotides long. RefSeq lists its product as uncharacterized. Lineage: Eukaryota; Metazoa; Arthropoda; Insecta; Lepidoptera; Pieridae. The transcript is spliced from 10 exons. The record is from RefSeq and is a predicted model, not a curated record. Bases 182 to 1111 code for a protein of 309 amino acids.
UAAAAUGGCCGCCGUAUAAUGGGAUUUCUCUCAUUUACGUAGGACAAAAAAAUGCUUUCUUUAUUUUAUUAAUAGUAAUAUCAAACGCUUACUUAAUUACAGUUUCAACUUAAUUACAACUCUCCUCAAGUGAUAUUAACACCAUAAAUUGUUGCCAUUAAAGAUUGUGUGACAGUCAAACAUGUCUGAUGAACAAGGUACAUCACAAGAAGCAUUGUCUGAGUUUAAAGACGGAAGUAAUUUAGAAAUUGUUGAAAUUCAAUGUGAAAAGGAUCUUCAAGAGGAAACUCCAGUUGUAUAUGACGAAAAUAGCGAUUACCAAAAUGUUUCUUGUAUGCAAAUUGUUGACGAAUCGGGGAAGAGCAAUGUGCUGGAUUUGCUGAAUAUGACCCUCAUCAAAUGUUACACCGCCGAAGGUGAAUCCUAUCGUUUGGUGUCGAGCAAUUCUGAGUGUGAUGACUCGGAGACGGUGACGUGUAUAUUGUCAAACGAAGAAGACGAUCAAGAACAAUUUGUGGUUGUGGACGAAAAUAAUAUAUAUCUACAAGCCGAAUAUGCUGAAAACGAAGAAAAUCCAAAAACAGAGACCGUGAACCAGCAACCGAGCCCGCAAUGGAUAUUGGAAAAGGCGAAAGCGUAUCAGCAAUCGAAGACACUUCUAGCCAGCCUUCAAAGGCGUCAACGUAAAGGCCGCAGACGCAAAGGUGAACUACCACCUGCGCACGAGUUACUAACAUCACCGACUUUCAAACUGUAUCUGUAUUCGUGUAAAAUGUGCAAUUUUAAAUGUAAUGCGAUUAAAGAGCUGCAGGCGCAUCGGGCCGCUGAACAUAUUGGUGGCAAUUCAUACCGUGGUAGGAAUUCUACAAUAGCUCUGCAAUGUCCAAAGUGUCCAUACAGGGCACACACUCAUGGCCAGCUGUCAAAACACAUCAGUCAAAGUCACGUUAAACGCGAGACAUCUGUGACGUACAGCGAAGCGAUAAAUUUGGACACAGACGAAGUAAAUGCAGCCGAUGUGUUGGUAUGUGGUGCGUGCGGGUUCGAAUCCCCGUCGAAGGAGGUUUUCCGAACUCACAUACAGAAGGAGCAUGGCGCUAUGGCUUGUUAAUAAAUAAUUGUAAUACUGUCGUUUUAUUCGGUACAGUAACUACAAAUAACUAGUCUGCAGCUAUAUGUAUUGAAUGUUACAUAAUCUACACAAAACAUAACGGGUGUACCACAGGGCUCUAUUCGAGGGCCAAUAUUGUUGAAUAUAUUUGUAAAUGAUAUAGUUAUCUGUUUUAAGUAUUCCAAUGACUACUCAUUGGAAUACUUAAAACAAGUUUAUCUCAAGUUUAAUCGUGUAACUUCGAGGAUCGCAUGUUUUUAUCGUAAGUCGUGGCAGAAUACGAAAUUCCAAUCGAUGUCCAAUAAAACUCGGCUGCAGGUAUUAAUCCGAGCAUUCAGUGGUAAAUGCGGUGAAGUUAUCUGUUGUUGAUCCUGUCUCUACUGAAUUAUGUAUUUAUUGUGUGCAUGGAUUACUGUAAUAAACGAUCUAGGUGUUGAUAUGCCUUCGUGGAUAUAAAUUUUCCUUAAGUUUUAUUAAUUGUAAAUCGAUGUAUUUGUAAGAAAUAAAAAAAUUGUCAC